AUGGAAUCUUCACUGCUCACAAAGCUUGAAAAUACAUCGAUCAGCACUUUGAAACCAGAGAGUUUUGACCGGCUUAAGGUUAUUGGAAAGGGUGGAUACGCAAAAGUGUUCCAAGCUCGGAAAAAGGAUAAUAACCAGAUUUUCGCCAUGAAAGUCGUGACGAAACCCGACAACAAAAUCGACGAGAACCAUAUCAAGGAUGAGAUCAGGAUCUUCGAGAAUGUAAAAUCUCGAUUCCUGUGUGAAAUGGUCCAUCGAUUCGAGACGACUAAAAAAGUCUAUAUGGUCCUUGAGUUCCUUCCGGGCGGGGAACUCUUCUCUCUUCUCAACAGAGAAGAAACACUAGAGGAGGAAGCAGCAAGAUUCUACAUUGCUCAGAUUGCACUGGCUUUGGAGCAUCUUCACAAUAAUAAUGUGGUCUACCGAGACCUAAAACCGGCUAAUGUGAUGCUAGACCGUCAUGGACACGCCAAACUAAUCGAUUUCGGUCUGAGCAAGUUUAAUCUUGCAAAGGGUGAGAGGACUUCCACAUUCUGCGGAACAAUUGACUACAUGGCACCAGAAAUGCUGCGGAAUGGUGGAUCUUACGGUCACUCGGUUGACAUUUGGGCACUUGGAAUUCUGAUGUAUGAUAUGGUUGUUGGUGGACCCCCAUUCAGUGGAGAGACAGAAAAGGAGAUGUAUGCGAAUAUCCGGAAAGCACCUCUCAAGCUAUCAAAAAAGUUUUCCUCAGAGUGCAGGGAAGUUAUCAAGUCUCUCCUUUUACGAAAAGUGGAGAACCGAAUUUCAAUCUCUGGAAUGAAACAACUGGAUUUCUUUAAACUCAUGGAUUGGAAUAAACUGGAAGCAGGAGAGCUAGAGGCGCCGUUCAGACCUGAGAUCUCAAGCGAUACGGAUGUCUCUCAGUUUGACUCUUGUUUCACGAAUCUUCCACCAGAGGAGUCGCCAUGCAAGAUAGUUCGAAGUGCACGUCAAGGUUGUGCUGGCGACGAGGAGUUUGCUGGAUUUGAUGAAAAUCUUUGGUUCACAAGUGACUGGUCGAGCAAAGGGAUGACAUCCAAGACAACUGACAAAACGAAGACAUCCAGAAGGUAA
Messenger RNA from Caenorhabditis remanei, 1095 nucleotides. RefSeq lists its product as uncharacterized. The coding region runs from base 1 to 1095 and encodes 364 amino acids. Gene Ontology annotation, molecular function: ATP binding; protein serine/threonine kinase activity. Gene Ontology annotation, biological process: protein phosphorylation. Lineage: Eukaryota; Metazoa; Nematoda; Chromadorea; Rhabditida; Rhabditidae. The transcript has a single exon. The record is from RefSeq and is a predicted model, not a curated record.